This is a messenger RNA of Panicum virgatum (switchgrass), 2112 nucleotides long. RefSeq names its product galactan beta-1,4-galactosyltransferase GALS1-like. Bases 134 to 1633 code for a protein of 499 amino acids. The transcript has 2 exons. The record is from RefSeq and is a predicted model, not a curated record. NCBI's taxonomy places the organism in Eukaryota, Viridiplantae, Streptophyta, Magnoliopsida, Poales, Poaceae.
CCACCAAUGGGGUGGGGGAACCACCUCGCGUAACCCACCGCCGCUCGCCGCUCGCCGCUGCCUCCCUCCUUCUCACAGUCACACUACCACUCCCACUCGCGGCUCCCAGCCAGCCAGGCGCGCGGCGGCGGCGAUGCGCAAGGACGCCGCCGGCGGGGGCGCAGGCGGCAUUGCGCCGGGCGCGCUGCUCUGCUUCGACAUCAAGCCAUUCCUCGCCGCGCUCACCGCGCUCACGCUCCUCGCCGCCGCCUGGCAGCUCCGGCCCUACCGCUCCCCGUUCCCCGCCGACUUGUGCGCGCAGGCGGCCGCCGGCGCCCCCCCUCGCGCGCUCGCCGUCCACGCCAAAAAGUCCGAAUCUUCCUCCUCCGCCAACUCCACCGCUUCUUCCUCGCCGCCGCCGGGGCCCGAGGUGCGGGAGUUCCGCGCCGUGGGCAGCGCGGCGGCGCUGUUCGUGCAGAUGGGCGCGUACCGCGGCGGCCCCUACACGUUCGCGGUCGUCGGGCUGGCGUCCAAGCCCGCGCACGUCUACGGCAAGCCCUGGUUCCGCUGCGAGUGGGAGCCCAACAACCCCCGCCCCAACGCCUCCUCCUCGCCGCCGGAGUCGAUGCGCGCCGCCAGGGCGUACCACAUGCUCCCGGACUGGGGCUACGGCCGCGUCUACACGGUCGUCGUCGUCAACUGCACGUUCCCGCGCGAGCCCAACGCCGACAACGCCGGCGGCCGCCUCGUCCUCUACGCGCACCACGGGCCCUCACGCUCCCGGGACUCCCCGCGCGAGCGGAUCGUCGCGCUCGAGGAGGCCCCGGGCGCCUACGACGCCGCGGCCGCGUUCCGGCCCAGGUACGACUACCUCUACUGCGGCUCCUCGCUCUACGGCGACCUCAGCGCGGCGCGGGUGCGGGAGUGGAUGGCGUACCACGCGCGCUUCUUCGGGGACCGCUCCCACUUCGUCUUCCACGACGCCGGCGGGGCCGGCCCCGCCGUGCGCGUCGCGCUCGAGCCCUGGGUGCGCGCUGGCAGGGCCACGCUGCAGGACGUGCGCGCGCAGGCCGAGUACGACGGCUGGUACUACAACCAGUUCCUCGUCGUCAACGACUGCCUGCACCGGUACCGGCACGCGGCCAAGUGGACCUUCUUCUUCGACGUCGACGAGUACAUCUUCCUGCCUGACGGGCGUAAGCUCGAGGACGUCCUCGCCGAGCUCGAACCGUACACGCAGUUCACCAUCGAGCAGAACCCGAUGUCGAGCAGGUUGUGCGUCGACAAUCCGGAUGCCGACUAUUCCAACCAGUGGGGAUUUGAGAAGCUGGUUUUCCGGAACUCGAUCACCGGCGUGAGGAGAGACAGGAAGUAUGCGAUUCAGGCCAAGAACGCAUAUGCCACAGGCGUGCACAUGUCUGAGAAUGUUAUCGGCAACACCACGCACAAGACGGAGCACCUCAUCCGAUAUUACCACUACCACAACUCCAUCAAUGUCCUCGGUGAGGUUUGCCGCGAGUUUGUGCCCAUUCCACCCAAGGGUUGCCUGACAUGGUCCGAGAAGACGCCCUGGUACUACGACGACAGCAUGAAGCGCAUUGCUGAUGCUGUGCGUGAAUUCGAGAGGAAGACCAUUGGCGAUGUGCGGCUAUGACAGUGACCACAGAGAUGAAAGAGCUGAUGUACAGGAUAUGUGCUUUCAGCCAUUCAUGAGGUGUGGUGGCAUCUCUGUCUUCCGGAUGUUAUGAUGCAGACGAUAACCUAUGAUUUGGGGCUAUCUGAGCUGACAGAGAUGCAACGAAAGCGAAGCUGCAACCUCAAGAAAAUGGCAGAUUGUGUACCAGUAAUGACUCUGAUACUCUGGUUUGUGGCAAAGGUGAGGUCUUUGUAAACAGAUAUGCGGUCCGUGUAAAUUCCAUUGUUUCAUUGCUCAAUCAUACUAUGUGAUAUGUUAGUACAUUGUAUUCUCUUCUCGAGGUUCUGACCCAAUGUGAGGGGGAAAAAUCAUUGAGAAAUUAACCUUUGCCUGUGUAGUAUUUCUAAAACAGAAAGAGAGAGUUGCAACUCUUCUGAUCAUUCAUAAUUGUGAUGCAACAAUAAUGCAGAUUAUUUCAAACUGCUCAUUUCAUUGGA